CGCAAACUCUGUCACUUUCAACGACAAGUGUGCGUGAUUGAGAUCUUAGCAGCUGGACCCUACAGUGACAGACUYAAAUCAUUGACAACGACUCAGGACAGUCUGCUCUCAAUCGAUYGGCACAAGUACAAUCUACACUCUACCAAGAUAUAAAAGAGAAGAAACGAUAUACGUCAUGAAGACCUUCAUCCAGAUUACUCUAGCUCUUGUUACAUUGGUUGCUGUUGACGCGUUCGCGCCGACAACGGUUAAUUCGUCGACCCGACAAAGCUCAUGUCCGAAUACUCCUUUGAUGGCGGUUGUUGAUAUCAAUGGUGAAGCAGCCUUCGAUAAAACUAUCAGCAGUUCCGGAGAUUCUCUGGUGGUUGUAGAUUACAGCACAACAUGGUGAGGUUUGGUUAAUUUAUAUCUUUAGCAAUGAUGUGGAGAUAUACAAGUACGAGGUCGUACAGGUCAAUGCGUGAAUAGAGCAACAAUGUUGACCUAAUUGACUUAGUUCUGACCGAGUUUUUCCUCCAUUGUUCUAUUUUCCGGUUUUUCCUUUACMAGGUGUGGACCAUGUAAAGUUAUUGCUCCAAAGUUUGCAGAAUUCAGCGAGAAGUACCCCGAUGCUGUCUUCCUUAAGGUUGUUGGAGAUGCCUCCCCCGAUGCAUCCAAAUUGAUGAAGCGAGAGGGUGUGCGAUCGGUCCCUUCGUUUCAUUACUUUAAGGAUGGAGAAAAAGUUGACGUUGUAAACGGUGCRAAUGCCGAAGCUAUUGAGGCUGGUAUUACGAAGCAUCUUUAAUAAACAAUGUUGUGUUCAGUACGAGCAGAAAAACGACGAAGGAUGUCUCAACAAAUCACUGCCKUAGUUAUCACUUGGGGUUGUUUCAUCUGGCAGUACGCCUUUGCAAUUGAUAAUGUAAUCAAUUGUUCGCUACAGAUAGACAUCCAUGGCUAUCGAUCAAGAAGCUUCGGCAGAAAAUAGUCGUUUCGGAUUGCAUUCCGCCAACAUCCGGAUAGACAGAUUGCAAUAUAGUUACCUGGUGCAUAGAUUUUCUAAUUAAAAGAUUGCGAACAA
Molecule: messenger RNA, 1060 nt
Organism: Pseudo-nitzschia multistriata
Lineage: Eukaryota; Bacillariophyta; Bacillariophyceae; Bacillariales; Bacillariaceae
Source: the annotation of a GenBank genome assembly